Molecule: messenger RNA, 540 nt
Organism: Dipodomys ordii (Ord's kangaroo rat)
Lineage: Eukaryota; Metazoa; Chordata; Mammalia; Rodentia; Heteromyidae
Gene: Il22
Product: interleukin 22
Exons: 5
Coding region: 1-540 (179 amino acids)
Cellular component (GO): extracellular region
Source: RefSeq, a predicted model, not a curated record
AUGGCUGCCCUGCAGAAAUCUGUGAGCUCUUCCUUCAUGGGAACGCUGGCUGCGGGCUGCCUACUCCUCCUCGCCCUGUGGGCGCAGGAGGGUGCCUCCGUGCCAGUCACUUCCAACUGCUGGCUUGACAGGUCCCAAUUUCAGCAGCCCUACAUCAUCAACCGUACCUUCAUGCUGGCCGAAGAGGCUAGCUUUGCAGAUAACAACACAGAUGUUCGUCUCAUUGGGGACAAACUGUGGCAAGGAAUCCAUGGGAAAAGGAAAUGCUACCUGAUGAAACAGGUGCUCAACUUCACCCUGGAGGAAGUACUGUUUCCCUACUCUGACAGAUUCCAGCCCUACAUGCAAGACGUGGUACACUUUCUUGCUAGGCUCAGCAGCCAGCUCAACCAAUGUCACAUCAAGGAUGAUGACCAGCACAUUCAAAAGAAUGUUCAAAAGUUGAAGGACACAGUGAAAAUGCUUGGAGAGAGUGGAGAGAUCAAAGCAAUUGGAGAAGUGUAUUUGCUGUUUACAGCCCUGAAAGAUGCCUGCACUUGA